Molecule: messenger RNA, 303 nt
Organism: Penicillium chermesinum
Lineage: Eukaryota; Fungi; Ascomycota; Eurotiomycetes; Eurotiales; Aspergillaceae
Exons: 2
Coding region: 1-303 (100 amino acids)
Source: RefSeq, a predicted model, not a curated record
AUGACCGACUCGGAAGCCCGAAUAUACCAUGGCAUCCCGAACAUUCCAGGGAGCAAAAGCGCGUCCGACGAAUCGAUGAAGAAGCGCCAGAACUCGGAGAAGCAGAGACAACAACGACCAGAAACCGAUGGACAAUCCCAAGCCACCGAGGGAGAUCGCGUUGCUGAUCGAGAUACCGAUGGUCCUCAAACGAGACCACCGCAGGACAAAAUUGUGAGCGACAAGGAAACGCCAGCACAUAAUAGCGAAAUGGUCAGCGAUAUGCUGCACCAAAAUAAUUCUCAUGAUGAUGGUGGAUGCUAG